Messenger RNA from Aphis gossypii (cotton aphid), 1733 nucleotides. RefSeq names its product replication factor C subunit 2 (gene RfC4). The transcript is spliced from 7 exons. Gene Ontology annotation, molecular function: DNA binding; ATP hydrolysis activity; ATP binding. Gene Ontology annotation, biological process: DNA-templated DNA replication; DNA repair. The record is from RefSeq and is a predicted model, not a curated record. Gene Ontology annotation, cellular component: DNA replication factor C complex; nucleus. NCBI's taxonomy places the organism in Eukaryota, Metazoa, Arthropoda, Insecta, Hemiptera, Aphididae. Bases 500 to 1591 code for a protein of 363 amino acids.
AAUGUAUGAUUUCCUACUCGUGUGUGCAAACUUAUUUACUGUCUAUAAAUUAUAAAUAUUACUUAUUAAACAAAUUGUAUAGAUUGUAAUUUAGAAUAAAUUGGCUUUAUUUUAAGAAAAAAUACCUAAAUUACUUUUUUAAACAAAAAAAUAUUGUAUUAUAGAUAAUAUUAUCUUCCCGCCCUUUUAAACAAAUAAGUCAAAAACUCAAAACAUCACAUAUUUCUAAGCCGGCCCACAACCACUACCACAGUAGUUGUCCAGUGUCCACAUGCUGAUUACUGACAAUUGACGUGCGAAACCCUACAUAAAAUUGUUAUACCUAAUUCAAAAUUAAUUUUUUCAAGUUUGAGUAGUUUGACUCAAAACAUAAAUUGGUCGUUGAGGACAAACUUAAAUUAAAUCGUAUUUUGCUUAUAAAAUACUCAUAGUUUAAUAUUGAGUGUACAUAUACUCGAGGUCGUUUAUUUAAAUUUAUUAUUUGAAACAAAACUUUAUAAUGGAAGUCGAUAACACAGAAGAAACUGCCUCAACUACGACCGUAAUAGAUCCCAUGGAAGGAUCGUCGACCAGCAAAAACGACGAAGGUACUACCAUAACUCCUCAAACAAAAACUGUUAAAAGUGACUUAAAUAUGCCAUGGAUUGAAAAAUAUCGUCCAAAAUCAUUUUCAGACAUUGUGGGAAAUGAAGAAACCGUCUUGCGACUAGAAAAGUUUUCUUCGUGCGGAAACGUACCAAACAUAAUUAUUGCUGGUCCUCCUGGUGUUGGUAAAACAACAACGAUAUUGGCUCUGGCUAGAAUACUUCUCGGUAGUGCAUUUAAAGAAGCUGUAUUAGAGUUAAAUGCGUCCAGUGACCGUGGUAUUGAAACUGUAAGAAAUAAAAUCAAAAUGUUUGCCCAACAAAAAGUUACAUUGCCUCCUGGUAGACAUAAAAUAAUUAUUUUGGACGAAGCCGACAGUAUGACUGAUGGAGCUCAACAAGCACUUAGACGUACUAUGGAAUUAUGGAGUAAUACAACAAGGUUUGCACUAGCCUGUAACAAUAGUGACAAAAUUAUUGAAGCAAUUCAGUCACGUUGUGCCAUGUUACGGUAUGGAAAGCUUUCUGAUCAAGAAGUUAUGACACAGAUUCUUAAAGUUUGCAAAUCUGAAGAAGUAUCGUUCAGUUCCGACGGUUUAGAAGCUGUUGUAUUUACUGCCCAAGGUGACAUGCGACAAGCAUUGAACAACUUGCAAUCAACAUGGAAUGGUUUUAGACACGUCGAUAGCGCAAAUGUAUUUAAAGUGUGUGAUGAGCCACAUCCCCUACUUGUCAAAGAAAUGUUAUUGGAAUGUGCUGACCAAAAUAUCUCAAAGGCGUACAAAAUAAUGGCCCAUUUAUGGAAACUUGGUUAUGCCCCUGAAGACAUUAUUACCAACAUAUUUAGAGUUGCUAAACAUUUAGAAAUCAAGGAAUCUCUGAAAUUAAAAUUUAUACAGGAGAUUGGAAUGGUUCACAUUAGGAUUGUUGAAGGAAUGAAUUCACUACUUCAACUAUCAGGAUUAUUAGCUAAGUUAUGUACAGCAGCAGCCAUAACAGUAAAUUAAAUUAGUGAAAAUUUGUAAUAACAUACAUUUAAUUAUUUUUCUAAUAUCAAUUUUCUAAUCAUUAUUUCUGUAUAAUAUUAAUAAAGACGAUGUAACUAAGAAAUGUUAAAUUAUUAAUUAAAACAUUUUUUUAUUAUUAUUA